Saccostrea cuccullata (small rock oyster) is the source of this 732-nucleotide messenger RNA. Its product is annotated as lactose-binding lectin l-2-like. The record is from RefSeq and is a predicted model, not a curated record. NCBI's taxonomy places the organism in Eukaryota, Metazoa, Mollusca, Bivalvia, Ostreida, Ostreidae. The transcript has 4 exons. The coding region runs from base 1 to 732 and encodes 243 amino acids.
AUGGCCAUCAAACUUUUGCUUCAUAUAAUUGCAUUUUACAUGAAAGGAUUUACUCUAAGUAGAAAUUAUUUCCUGUGGCAUGGAGUGCCGGAAUGGAGAAACAAGCUAGCCCUGAAAGACAUCGUAUGGCAAUCACUGGAGCGUAGUAAGAUUUUCUGCUCCUACCGUUGCCUGCAGGACCAGUCAUGUGUUUCGUUUUUCUACCAGAGCUCGACAAGGUACUGCCAGGGCCAUUCCUCUGUGUUUCUACGCCUGUCUGAUGCAAGUAGCCAAGAUUCCCCAGAUACAAUGUAUUACAAAAUUGCAUGUAAAGGGGGGCCUUCCUACAUCUAUGUCCGUGGCGCCAACACCUGCUACAGCGUGAAAGAGAAAAGAGGAUCGUGGUUCACGGCUCAGGCUGAUUGCACUUCCGAAAAUGCAUGGCUUCUGGAUUUGAGUAACGAUCGAAUUUCGUCUCAACUAAUGAAAAAGUUCAAUGAACAUCCCGAUCCUUAUUUUGCCUACUUUUGGUUCUGGAUUGGAUUGACCAUACAGUCAGACGGACACUUUAUUUGGAGUCAUUCACAACAACCACUAAAUGGGUCAGAUUUUUGGUUACCAGGGCAACCAGAUAAUGCUACUGGGAGCCAGAACUGUGUCUACAUGAGGAAUCAUGAUGGCCGAUUUCUUUGGGAUGAUAUAGACUGUUCGAUGGAAUUUAUCGAGUUCAUUUGUCAGUCUGAUGUUGUUUAA